Molecule: messenger RNA, 1927 nt
Organism: Dermatophagoides pteronyssinus (European house dust mite)
Lineage: Eukaryota; Metazoa; Arthropoda; Arachnida; Sarcoptiformes; Pyroglyphidae
Biological process (GO): transmembrane transport
Molecular function (GO): transmembrane transporter activity
Source: RefSeq, a predicted model, not a curated record
CCUUCACCAUCAUUAUUAUUCGGAGAAAGAAAAAAACUGAAUUUAUUUUAAGAAGCAAAUAUUUUUUUUUGGCUUGUUUGUUGCUACUCACUAUCCUUGUGUGUGUGUGUGAAUGUGAGUGUCAAACAUUGAUUUGGUUCAAGUUCAUCAUUCGUUGGAUUUGAUUCUAUCGAAAAAAAUGGAUCGAAUAAAUGGGAUAUGGAAUUUUCAUCUAGAUUCAUCAAAUGAAAAUAUCCGGCAAAUGAAAUUCUAUUCCACCGUUACCGGUGCUGUUAUUCUACAUAUGUUGAUCGGUGCCGUUCAAAUGGGUAAUAUCAUCACCUAUAUAACAUCAUAUAUGCGUUUCUAUGUUUCAAAAGAUAAUAAUUAUGGCCGUAAUACAUGGAUAUCAUCAGUUAUAGUUUUAGCAUUCACUAUAUUCACUAUUAUCAGUGGCUAUAUGACUAGAAAAGUUUCAUUUCGUGCUGUUAUUUUUCUUGGUGCCUUAUUGAUUACAUUAGGUAAUUUUCUUGCAUCAUUAGCAGUGAAUGCAUCAUUCGAAUAUCUAGUCGUUACAUAUGGUUUUAUUCAAAAUGCUGGCUGUGGUCUUAUCUAUUCGAUUGUUAUUGUAACAUCAGCAAAAUGGAAACCUGAAUAUCGUGGUUUUAUUGCCGGUUUGAUUAUUGCAAUGGAUUCAAUAUCAACAUUCAUUACAAUGGAAUUACAAACAAUGUAUUUUAAUCCAGAUAAUAUUCCACCGGAUGAUCGUGGUUAUUUUACCGAUCCAGAUAUUCUUGAACGUGUACCACAUUAUUUUCGUUUUGUUACCAUAAUCUACAUUAUUAUGGGUGCCGUUGGUACUUUAUUAAUGUUUGUUCCACCGGCUGAUGUACCACAACCAUCACAAAUUAAUGUUUCACAACAACAAACAACAACAACAGCGAUGACUAUUAGUGAAACAAUCGAUAAUAAUCAAUCAUCAUCAAUAAUAAAUGAUGGACCACAAGGUCUUCAUCAUCGUCAUUUACAAGCAAGAAAUAUUGAUGAUAUUUUAUCCAGUUCAUCGGGAAUUUUUCCAUCAAGUUCAUUAACCGAAAAUCUUAUUGAAAAUGAUUAUCUUGGCAUUCUGAAAGAACAAUUUGAUCAUGAUGAAGAAUAUCUUUCAAAUAUAAAUGCUAAUCGUACAAACAAUUCAUCCGAUAAAGAUUUAACCGAUAUGAAUAAUGAACGUCGACCAAUUGUAAAAAAUUAUUAUGGUGUACGAAAAGCAUUACGCACACGUAUGGCAAUGAUUCUAUUGAUUACGUUCGGUUUGAGUACAAAUUCAUCAUAUUUUAUAGGAGCCAUGGGUAAACCAUAUGGUCAAACAUUCAUAUCGGAUGAUCAUUUUCUUUCAACAGUAAUUGCUUUUGCCAACAUUGCCAAUUGUUUUGGUUCAUUUUUUUGUGGCAAAUUAUUGGAUCGUUUUAAAUUCAAACGUACAAUGAUAUUUAUCAAUUGCCUAGUAUCAGCAUCAUAUUUUAGUUUUAUAUUUUCCUAUUAUUUUGCUCAUAAACUUCUGUACACCAUAUGGAUUAUGGUUAUCAAUUUUGCAUCAAUAGGUUUUUUCAGUUCACAUUUACCUGAAGUUAUGAAUAAAUUUGGUGCCAAACAUGCUACAGCCAUUUAUGGUAUCAUUCAUACUGGCCCGGUAAUUUCAUCGUUAGCAUUGAGUCCUGUUUUUGAAUUAUUAAUCAAUUAUUAUGGAUGGUUUCCAACAUUUUUAACUGUUGGUUUUCUGAAUUUUAUCAGCAUGGUAAUCAUCAUGAUUUUCUAUCGGGCUCAUACGGUCAUUUAAAAACACAAAAGGUUCGAAGCUAUCAACGAUCAAUGCACAAUAUUAUUAAUAAUAAUCUAGGGAUUUUUUAUUUAAAAAAAUUUGAUUUAUUUUAAAAUAUUUUUAACUCGU